ACAUCUUCCUUGGGUUGGUUUGUCUUCUGCAGUCGCACAUCACUGGCACUGGAGGAAAGAAACAGCCGAUCCCACGGAGGAAAAUGUUUGUGUAAAAAAAGAAAAGAAAAGAAACAGUGGAAAAAACAAUGGAUACUUUCCCGGUCGCGUAGUUCUACAAUCCAUUGACUGAAUUAUUGCCGAAAACGUAAGGACCACUACGAAACGAUUGGCUACGAUUCAGACGAUUUCCAAUAUCAGCUCUCUGAGACCGGUUAUAUGACAUUUGCUUCUCUCGUCCCCCACUUGGACCACCACCGUUCGAACUAGACGCAGCGAACCCCCGUCGACGCAGCCACCGCCACCAUGAUCCAGGGUUACGGGCCAGUGACGCAAGCCCUCCUAGGUACCCUGCUGACAUGGGGCCUUACCGCACUCGGUGCCGCAUUGGUCAUCUUUCUCCGCGGCAAUCAACGCAAAUCGCUGGACAUUUCGCUCGGAUUCGCCGCCGGUGUCAUGAUUGCGGCCAGUUUCUGGUCCCUGUUGGCACCGGCCAUCGAGCUGGCCGAGAAUUCCAAAACGUACGGCAGCAAGGGCGAGUUUGCCUUCAUUCCGGUGGCAGUUGGAUUUCUGCUCGGUGCGAUAUUCGUCUACGGGACGGAUAAGGUCAUUUCGUUCCUGGGGAUCAACAGCCCGACGAUGAUGAUUGCUUUGACGCAUACCAACAAGGAUAAGGCCGAUAUUGCGAUUGAUGAUCAGGUUUCCUCGGUGGAACAUGGACGGAGUUCUUACGCAGGGGUGUCGCCGAACCCUCAGGACAAUUCCCUGGCCAUCGGAAUGGACAGCUUUGCGGAUUGCCUGAAUGCCCAGCACGGGAACGUUUCCCGCAAGCGUAGGAAGGGCAGCGGAUCGGUUAAGGAACAGUCCCUGUAUACAAACACCAGUCAGAGUCAGAUUGAUGCACAACUGUCGCAAUGGAAGCGAAUCAUGCUGCUCGUGGUGGCCAUCACGGUACACAACAUCCCGGAAGGGUUGGCCGUUGGCGUGAGCUUCGGUGCUAUCGGAACAACGGAAUCGGCGACCUUCGAAGCGGCUCGAAAUCUGGCUAUCGGAAUCGGUAUUCAGAACUUCCCCGAAGGUUUGGCAGUGAGUCUACCGCUGCAUGCUGCUGGUUUCAGCGUCUGGAAGAGCUUCUGGUACGGUCAACUGUCCGGAAUGGUAGAACCAAUUUUCGGAAUUCUCGGUGCUGUGGCCGUGAGUGUGGCGACCAUUAUUCUGCCGUAUGCCCUGUCCUUUGCCGCCGGGGCCAUGAUCUACAUCGUGGCGGAUGAUAUUCUGCCGGAAGCGCAUGCUAGUGGAAACGGACUGAUUGCAACGUGGGGAACGAUAGUCGGGUUCGUGGUCAUGAUGUGCCUCGACGUUGGCCUGGCGUAAUCAUCUCUUCCCACGACCACCACAACUAAAUAGAGAACUACUUUGAUACCGUAACAUACCGAUGUGAUCGAACUGUUGGAGUGUACUUUAAUUGACUAAGUAUUAAUUGUAUUCGUUUAGUGAAGUAAUGGACACCAUUGGAAGUGCAGAGAAUCGAUUUCUACGACGAAUAAGAUUGAGCUUGAAAGUACCCCAUCUUGGGUACUGCUUUGAGUGGAUUGUGUAUCAUAUAGGGCGUAGAAUCAGAUGAUCAAUCAAUUUUUCCACAAAUUUUAUUUUAUCUCUAGGAUAACAUUGUACAAAUCAAAUAAAUACACAUUUACGACCGAGUAGAUGAGCUUUCAAA
Messenger RNA from Ochlerotatus camptorhynchus, 1759 nucleotides. RefSeq names its product Zinc/iron regulated transporter-related protein 48C (gene Zip48C). The transcript has 4 exons. Bases 346 to 1413 code for a protein of 355 amino acids. Gene Ontology annotation, molecular function: zinc ion transmembrane transporter activity. Gene Ontology annotation, biological process: zinc ion transmembrane transport. The record is from RefSeq and is a predicted model, not a curated record. Gene Ontology annotation, cellular component: membrane. NCBI's taxonomy places the organism in Eukaryota, Metazoa, Arthropoda, Insecta, Diptera, Culicidae.